AUGUUUCAUUAUUAUGACAGAAAAUAUCUUUCGAUCGGUGACAGGCCGAGUAAUUCAUAUGAGAAGCUUGACUGGGAAAAUAUGAAAUUUUCCAACUCUUUCUCCCAUAUUUUAAUUCUAUUUAUAUUUUUCUUCCACUCCUUAUUUCUUCAGUUCCACUCUUUUCCUCCUGUCUUCACGCAAUUUCUCUUUCUCGCCCUUUCGUACUUAUAUUCAUCUCUUCAUCAAAUACAGAUCUUUUUCUCUCUAUCAUCCCUUUCGUAUUAUUUUUCUGAGAUGCUUUCUUUUAUUUAUCCCUUCCUUCAUUUUCCUCUGAGUUUGUCCUUCUUUGUUCCACUUUAUCUGUUUAUUCCUUUUCUAUCCUUUCUGUUGUCUUUAGCUUCAAAUGAAUUAAAUCUCUGUACUCACCCCUUCCAUCAUCAUUGUGUUCUCUUUCCUCCCGUCUCAUGCUAUUAA
Acanthosepion pharaonis is the source of this 456-nucleotide messenger RNA. NCBI's taxonomy places the organism in Eukaryota, Metazoa, Mollusca, Cephalopoda, Sepiida, Sepiidae. The record is from the annotation of a GenBank genome assembly.